UCAGUUCCUCGUGCAGUGAAGUGGGUGGGCACUGAGGCAGAGGGAUGACGGUUCUGGAGAAGGCCAUCGACUCGCUAAUCGAUGUUUUCCACAAAUACUCGCUGACCGAGGGCCACUACCACUCCAUCUCCAAGGGGGUCUUGAAGACCCUGAUGGAGAAGGAGCUGACCACUUUCCUCAAGAGCCAGAAGAACCCGCCCACGGUGGACACCCUGUUCAAGGAGCUCGAUUCUAACAAGGACCAGCAAAUCAACUUCGAGGAGUACAUGGUGCUGGUCACCCGCGUGGGCGUGGCCUGCCACGAGGAAAUCCACAAGGAGUAGGUCCCGCGGGGAGGGAUGAUGUUGAGAUCCGGACCAGGGUUGCUGCGCUAAUAAAAAUU
Molecule: messenger RNA, 382 nt
Organism: Tachyglossus aculeatus (Australian echidna)
Lineage: Eukaryota; Metazoa; Chordata; Mammalia; Monotremata; Tachyglossidae
Gene: S100A8
Product: S100 calcium binding protein A8
Exons: 3
Coding region: 45-323 (92 amino acids)
Cellular component (GO): cytoplasm
Molecular function (GO): transition metal ion binding; calcium ion binding
Source: RefSeq, a predicted model, not a curated record